CAAGCGAACAUACAAAUAUCAAGGGGCAUGGCACCUAAGAAGCACCAGAACAGAACCAGAGUCAUAGAGCCAAAGACACGAAGCACACGGGUGACGAGCAAUGACGACAACGUCAAAACACACACACACUAUUUUAUCUCUUGUGUAUAUAUUUUUCUUUUUUUAGUGUAUAGCACUCCCCGAUUGACUGACUCAACAAGCUAACAACACGAAAUGCGAAUCUGCAAACUGUUUCAUUCGUUUAGUGAAUUCCAAACGGGAAGGUUCGUUAUUUCUCUACAAGUCUACAAGUCCUUAAAAGUAAAAGAAGAAGAAGUUUUUAUUAAAAGUGAAAAAAUAAAAUACAACUUUUGUGAAGAGCAAAAUAAAUAAGAAGUGAGAAAAUAUAAGUGAUAAAAAGAAAAGAACAGUGAAUUUCUGAUUAUAGAAAAAAAAAGUAACACAAAUAAGUGAAAAAACUAUUUUAACAUUAAAACAAAUUUUAAAUAAUAAUAAAAAAGGAAAUAUACAAAAUGGAUAUUCCAAUUUUACCAUCACCUCCUGCAACACCACCGUUAUGUGAAUUUAAAAAUGUUGACAAGAAAAUUGGUAAUGCCUUUUUGAAGGUAAAGCUUGAGUCUCAGAUGUCUUCAACACGUCCAGGUUUUGUUAUUCCCCAAACAUCUGACAAUGCCUCAUUGUUGAAGGUUAAGCUUGAGUCUCAAAUGUCAUUGCGUCCAGGUUUUGUGACACCUCAACCAUCUGACAAUGAGGAUUAUGACACUGAUAUUCCACCAUGCAAGAAACAGAGACUGGAUGUUAAUGUUGAAUCAAAGCCAUUUCAAUCAAAAGAAUUUUGUGGAAUUCCACCAACUUUGGUGCUAACUCCACCACCAGAAGUAAAUUUUGAUAUGUUGGUUCCUGUGCAGCCACGUGCUAGUGUCAUAAUGCAUGUCAAUCGGUCUGGAGUGUGUUCGUCGUUGGAAGGAUCAGGUGCAGGUGCAGAAUCAUCACCAUCUGCAUCAGAGAGCUCAAAUAACUCAGAGCCUGAAUAUGAUUCAGUGAAUAUUGUUAGAAAGUUAAAAUUCAAAAUGGGACGCAAUACGAUGUGUAAUGAAACGCCAAAAAUUGAGAAAACUGAAGUUCCAGAAAAUGUAGAAUACCCAGUGCAAAAUUCACCAAUGCCAGUAGUACAACAUCUUCAGGUGCCACAACCAGCUUCAUCUCCAAGACCGCAACAACAACAACAACAGGAACAACAGCAAACAAGAUCACAGUAUCAAGUUAUAGCACCUAAAAAUAUAUACAUUACCACAGCUGGUCCAGCGGCGGCAAUUCCUCCACAUCAAACCCAACCAGCACUCAUCCCAACUCAUCUACUUCUAUUCAAUCCUACCAAUGGCAUGUUCCAGAACAUCCAGCCCGCACCCCUGCCAAAACCACAACUGACAACAGUACCUACACCUCCAUCGGCAGUCCCCGAAAGGAGACGUGUGUACGAGUGUCAGCAUUCAAACUGUGGCAAGAACUAUUUCAAGUCAAGCCAUUUGAAAGCCCAUCAGCGCGUCCAUACCGGCGAACGGCCUUUCAUCUGCAAAUGGGAGAACUGUGACAAACGCUUCUCACGUUCCGAUGAGCUGUCACGUCACAAACGCACCCACACCGGCGAAAAGAAAUUCGUCUGCGGGGUCUGUCAAAAGAAGUUCAUGCGAAGUGACCAUCUGUCAAAGCAUGUCAAACGUCAUGGCAAGGAUAAGACACAGCAAAAUGGAUCCGUUGUGACAGUGGCAACUGCUGCAGCAGGUGUCAAUCACAAUCAAAUAGUCCACCUGCGCCCCAUCAUUCCAGCACCAGUUCAUGUACAAAUUUGCACGAAUAGCAACAGCAGCAUUAGCAGCAGCAGCAGUAGCAGCAACUGCAGUACAAUUAGCAGUGAUUUUCAGUCCGAGUUCCAAUUGAUGAACUAAGCUGAUGAUGACUUGAGCCUCGUUCAAGGAGAGUCCGGCGAGGCUUUUGUGCUCUCUUUAAAAUGCUAUACGCUAUCCGCUAAACGCUGCGUUAUAAAUGUAUAUUUAUUUAUCUCUUUCAUUCCAAUCAAUCUGUUGGGAUUUUGUUGAUCUAUAUAAUUUUUUUUGGAAAACAAAAACAAUGAGCGUUUAUUCCUUUGAAAUUGAAUUGAAAUUCAAUAACAAAAUUGAUUAAUUUUGUUUAUAAUUUAAUUUAAUUGAAUUGAAUUUAAUUAAAAUUUUAUUUUUUUGCAUUUCAUUUCUUUGUACAAUCUAAAUCGAAUUUAGUGUACCUACUGGAAUCUAGAAUCAAACAAAAAAACAAAAUCUUAAGAUCUUUGUAAAUCUGUGAUAUUUAAGUUUUUUUUUCAUAAAACAAAACAAAUUUAUUUAUUUAAAAAAACAAAAAACAUUAAACAAAACUUAAAAAAAAACUGUGUAUAAAAUUAUGUAUAUGUCGUAUGAAAAAGAAGAAAAUAUGAAAACAAAAAUAUAUGAGUUUUCAGAAAUUAAAAAAAAACUAUACAAAACAACAAUAAAACUAUAUAUUUUCAAAAUAUCUUAA
Molecule: messenger RNA, 2550 nt
Organism: Eupeodes corollae
Lineage: Eukaryota; Metazoa; Arthropoda; Insecta; Diptera; Syrphidae
Gene: cbt
Product: Krueppel-like factor 10
Exons: 3
Coding region: 513-1946 (477 amino acids)
Biological process (GO): regulation of transcription by RNA polymerase II
Molecular function (GO): RNA polymerase II cis-regulatory region sequence-specific DNA binding; DNA-binding transcription factor activity, RNA polymerase II-specific
Source: RefSeq, a predicted model, not a curated record